Molecule: messenger RNA, 2619 nt
Organism: Calliphora vicina (urban bluebottle blowfly)
Lineage: Eukaryota; Metazoa; Arthropoda; Insecta; Diptera; Calliphoridae
Exons: 6
Coding region: 70-2619 (849 amino acids)
Molecular function (GO): beta-tubulin binding; microtubule binding
Source: RefSeq, a predicted model, not a curated record
ACUUACAGAGAACCCCGGCUAAUUGCUAAUUUUCAUGGAGUCAAAAUAACUCUUCAUAUACCCUCAUUCAUGAUGCAUGCAAAUUUUACUCUUCGUGCCUUACAUAUGAAUUUCGAUCACAUCAGUGAAAAUGCUAAAAGCUUCUCUCAAGAAAUCUUAAGGCCUCCUGAUACUAAGAGUGCUGGUGUACAAGAUUUAACCAAUUGUAUGGCUAAUGAAUGGUUAAUGCAAUUAGAAAUACAAAAUCGAGUUCGAAAUGAAUUGAUAGCAAAACGGCAGGAAUAUGAAGACAAAUUAAUACUCUUUGAACAACAGGAGGAGAAGAAAUGUAAACAGAAAGAUGAAAAUAAAAAGGGAGUUUCCAAAAGUAAGAAACCAAAAAUAGCAAAACCGACUUACGAACCUCCCAGUAUAGAAGAUGAUAUGUUUCCCGAUAUUACGGAGCUCUUUUUGAAAGAAGAACAAAAACAAUAUGAAGAUUUUAUUAAUAGUAUAUAUAAUCCCAAAUUCCUGGAUUUAGAAGCAGGCGAGAUAAAUCUUAAGCAAUAUUUCAUCUUGGGUGGCAUCUAUCAAUUGUAUGAAGUUCAGAAACCUCAACAUUUUGAUUUCAAUAGUUUCAACAUGUCCUGGCACUAUAAUAAUUCAAAAUUAGUGAUAGAUGAAAAUGUUCAUAUACCAUUAUAUGCACAAUUAUACCAAAGACAUUCUAGAGUUUUCAAAAGUUUAACAGAAAGAUCGCUUUCCUUGAAACUAGACGAGUUUAAAGAUACUGAUCCUCACUGUCCCUGGUUUGUUUUAACUAUACAAUUGCCAGAACAUCUUUGUUAUUGGGGUAAACCUGUAGUGUGCCAUUAUGAAACCGUAACGAAAUUUAUUCAAAACCCGGUCAUUCCUAUAGAAAUAAAUAAAGCCUCUAAAAAGUUGUCGCGGCCACAAAUUCCAACAGCGCAAACGUUAAAUUUGGUCACAAAGCCGGUUACAAAACAUUUACCUUUUCUUAAACCCCAAAAAGGAGGCUUAAGCGAUUCUAUAUUGAAGUUACAGCAUCCCUCACAAGAAAGUUUUUUCAGGACCUCUCUUUCCAAUGUACGUUUAGCUGGUAAAGAUUGGAAUAAACAAAAUUGUGCUCGUGGCUUUGAAGGGGUUUUAAAUAUUCAUGACUUCCCUAUAACUACCGCGCUCAAUAAAUCCCAAAUAAGACAUAUGCACAGAUAUAUAUUACCACGAAUGAUUUCCUCAUUAAAAUUUCCCAAAGAAAUACAAGAAGAUGAAUUGAAAGCGAGUCAGCAUAGAAGUAAAAGUAAAGCAGGCCUAUUGAAACGAAAGCGUUCUGAUGUUAACCGGGAAGCAAGCGCUGAAAAUAAACAUAUAUUUACGUUCGGUCCCAUGCAAAGUAAUCCGGAGCGAAUAAUUGCUAUUUUUCCUCCAGAUGAACCGAUACGCAUAAUAAAACAUGAUGCAACUGAAGAAACGGCUACUGACUCUAUUAAAAAAUCAAUAUCGUUUGUCCAAUUAGUAAAACUAAUAAAUAGUAUUAAAUGGCUGUAUAAAUUAAGAGUGCGUAAAAUAAUGGAUCUUAAAUCUUUCAAAUCAAAAUUUCCCAUUACCAAUAAACGUCGAGAAGAUUUGAGAAAAUCUAAAUUAAAACCCUCUGUUUCUAUGUCUUCUUUACAUACGGCCAAUCUAUCUAGGAGUGGACUGCACACAAUCAAACCUUUCGAAUCCAACACUGUAAAUAUGAUUUUGAAUGACUCCAGUUCGGAAUUACAUAUAACAGAGUGCGAGCAGGAAGAUCUUCAAACCUGUACUUAUUCGCAUUGGACCACUGAGCAUAUUUUGAAAUCGGAAUAUAAUAGAGAGAAGCGAACGGUUGUCCUACAUACUAAUAGAUUGGGCUACUUUGGUUUUGCAUUUAAACGAUAUGAACAUUUUCCCUUCAAAUUUUGGAAAUUAGAACCCGAUAUAAAUGAUCCAGAAAAUAAAAUAAUCUUCACUCUGGACACUCAAUAUGUUCGAUGUGUUCUGUACAUUACCGAUAAGGGUAUUAAAGGUCAUGUUACUGAGCCAACUACGAAAUUUAAAAGAAAUCCUAAAAUGUAUUUGGUCAUAGAAGAAGCCGUGGAUGAUCUCAAGGAAUUCAAGAAAAUAUUUAAAGAAAAAUAUCUAAAUAUUUUUGCCGAUAAAGAUGCCUGCUUUUAUAUAGAAAAUGGUUACUUUUCCGAAAAACAUUUAUCAACUGAACUGCACAUAUACAAUUGUAUGGCUGUAAAUUGCACCCAAAUGAAAUUUAGUUUCUCCCCAUGGAAUCGAUUGGCCCAAAGACGUGAUAUUAUUUUAAAUAUUUUACAAUAUCAGGAUUCCGAUGACAAUACUGAAGAAGUGCGUAUAACCCCAGAAGAAGCUUAUUUUGUGGAAACAUCAGAAUUAUGUUCCGACAACAUAGAUACUAUAAAAUUGCACUAUAAUUUAACUUGGAGAAAUAUCAAUACUUAUAGUGAUUUGCAUCAUUUGAUAAAUUCCAUGUAUCCAGCCGCCAAUGAAAGGAGAUGCAAAAAUGCCAAUUUGUUAACCUAUCUAAAAAAUUUACUUUACGAAAUAAGACCUUUAAGUUUUUCCUAA